CAUGAAAAAUAUUUUUUAACACAAUAUUCAUUUUAGUGUACUUUUUAUUCAAGUAUAUAAAUAGUUAUUCGUACAUAAACUUCUGUAAUAUCUGAAGUAAUAGCAGUCCUCCAAAUGCAUAUGUUUUCAUUGCUUGGUCGUUCACAGCGUGGUAGUUUGUCGUAUUCAAAGAUGCGAGUGAUCUGUAAAAGAUUGAAUGGAUCAAGAAUGUGUUUCAGUUCUUCGUCUUCAUUUUUCUCGAACAAAGAAAAACUAGAAAUGUCUGAGUUUCCACCUGAAAGGAUAAGAAACUUCAGUAUUGUCGCACAUGUUGAUCAUGGGAAAAGUACAUUAGCAGAUAGAAUAUUAGAGAUGACAGGUACCAUAUCUAAGAGUACUGAAAAUAAGCAAGUUCUAGAUAAACUACAAGUAGAAAGAGAAAGAGGGAUUACCGUCAAGGCACAGACCGCUUCAUUAUUUCAUAAGCACAAAGGACAAACUUAUCUUCUUAACCUGAUUGACACUCCAGGCCAUGUAGAUUUCAGUUACGAGGUGUCAAGGUCCUUAGCUGCCUGUCAAGGUGUGGUUCUCUUGGUUGAUGCAGCUCAGGGUGUUCAAGCUCAAACAGUGUCCAACUUUUUUUUGGCAUUUAAUGCUGAUCUUAAGAUUAUUCCCGUAAUGAACAAGAUUGAUCUCAAGAAUGCCAACCCUCAGCAAGUGUCUUUACAAAUGGAAAAACUCUUUGACAUCAACCCUGGAGAUAUCUUGAAGUUGUCUGCCAAACAAGGUGUUGGAGUUGAUAAACUACUUAAAGAUAUUGUGGAAAAACUACCAAGUCCAAAUGGUGAUCUCCACAAACCUAUGUCUGCUCUUUUAUUUGACUCCUGGUAUGAUCAGUAUAAAGGAGUCAUCUGUCUUGUUGCUGUUCUUAAUGGAUGCCUAAAGAAAGGUGAUGAGGUGAAGUCAUUGCAUUCUGGACAGGUUUAUGAAGUAUCUGACCUUGGUAUAAUGCACCCUAAUGAGUGUUCUACUAAUGCCUUGUAUGCUGGACAAGUUGGUUUUGUGAUCACUGGUAUGAGGAACAGAAAGGAAGCUCAAGUGGGCGAUACGUUUUGCCAUGUGCASUCCAAAGUUGAUCCAUUCCCUGGAUUCAAGCCUUCUAUUCCAAUGGUGUUUGCUGGAGUAUACCCUGUUGACAUGUCACAAUAUGUUUCACUGAGAAAUGCCAUUGAAAAACUUACAUUAAAUGAUGCUAGCGUAACUAGACACCCUGACAGCUGUUUAGCACUGGGUCAAGGAUGGAGACUAGGGUUUCUUGGUCUUCUACACAUGGAUGUGUUUAAACAAAGGUUGGAACAGGAAUAUGACACAACAAUCAUUAUUACUACUCCAAGUGUUCCCUAUAAAGCCAUCUUGAAAGGUCAAGAACAGAAAGAAGUAGAAAUUCUUAAUCCAUUAGAGCUUCCUGAUCCCUCAAAGGUGGAGGAAUAUAAAGAGCCAUAUGUGCUGGGUACCCUUGUGUUCCCAGAAGAAUACAUGGGAAAAAUGAUAACACUGUGCCAGUCCAGAAGAGGAGAACAGUUAGACGUUGUUUACAUCGAUGAGAAUCGUGUGAUGUUGAAGUACAUGAUUCCCUUGUCUGAGAUCAUCAUUGAUUUUUAUGAUGAGUUGAAAUCCUUGUCAUCAGGAUAUGCAAGCUUUGAUUAUGAAGACUAUGGUUAUCGAAAAACGAAUAUUGCAAAGAUGGACAUUCUUAUCAAUGGCAAAUCUGUGGAUGCGCUCAGUUGUAUCGUUCAUAAUGACAAAGCAGUGAGCACUGGACGAAGUCUGUGUGUCAAACUUCGUGACAUCAUACCAAGACAACUAUUUGAAGUGGUCCUACAGGCGUCUAUUCGAGGGAGAGUAAUUGCUCGAGAAUCGAUAAGACCUUUGAGGAAAGAUGUUACAGCAAAAUGCUAUGGAGGCGACAUGUCCCGCAAAAGAAAAUUACUGGAUCGACAAAAAGAGGGAAAACAAAGAAUGAAAAGAAUAGGAAAAAUAGACUUGCCUCAUGAAGCAUUCUUGACUGUAAUGAAGAGAUAAAGCAUUGAAAAGGGUAGGAAUCUUUACAAAUUARUUAAGUAAAAUAUUCUUCAAUUUUAAUUUUUACGAUUCAACAAUAUCGUUACGAACACCACCUAAUUUGAAACUCAGGAAUUUGCUUUCUAGUCCGAUAUCCCGCGGGAAACGGGACUCGGUUUCGGUCAUGUUCUAAUCACAGUAGAGGGGGGAGAGGGGCUCACCCAAGGUAAACGUGAAGGAUGAAAAAUAAAUUUUAAAAAAUCCGAAAACUCGCCCGUUAAUAACUUAUUGAAUGUUUGUAUUUCGAAAUGGUUUGAUAUUAAAGCGAACGGGUAAAACAAAGAAAAAUGGGUAAGGAAUGAAAUACACGCGAGGGUAUUGUAUGCAGUUAUGAAGCACGCGGGGAAUGACAUAACAUAGGAGAAGUGUUGAGUUUCGUUUUGAAUUAAUAUUUUUCGCUACCCUAGUACCCAAGAAUGCCUAGAAUACGGGGGAAGCAUGCUCCCAUGACCCCCUCCCUCCUGAGAAACUUACGCCUUUGUUUUCGGUGCGCAGCAUAUUUGCUUCUGAACAACAUUUGAAAUUCUAAAUAAAUAUUAUGAAUUGG
Actinia tenebrosa (Australian red waratah sea anemone) is the source of this 2647-nucleotide messenger RNA. Its product is annotated as translation factor GUF1 homolog, mitochondrial. Lineage: Eukaryota; Metazoa; Cnidaria; Anthozoa; Actiniaria; Actiniidae. Gene Ontology annotation, cellular component: mitochondrion. Gene Ontology annotation, biological process: positive regulation of translation. The record is from RefSeq and is a predicted model, not a curated record. Gene Ontology annotation, molecular function: GTPase activity; mitochondrial ribosome binding; GTP binding.